Messenger RNA from Priceomyces carsonii, 1755 nucleotides. It is a transcript of the gene ALG9, whose product is annotated as dolichyl-P-Man:Man(6)GlcNAc(2)-PP-dolichol alpha-1,2-mannosyltransferase. Gene Ontology annotation, molecular function: alpha-1,2-mannosyltransferase activity. The transcript has a single exon. NCBI's taxonomy places the organism in Eukaryota, Fungi, Ascomycota, Pichiomycetes, Serinales, Debaryomycetaceae. Gene Ontology annotation, biological process: protein N-linked glycosylation. The coding region runs from base 1 to 1755 and encodes 584 amino acids. Gene Ontology annotation, cellular component: endoplasmic reticulum membrane. The record is from RefSeq and is a predicted model, not a curated record.
AUGCUGAGCUCAAAGCACCAAAGGGAAGAGAUAAGUUAUAAGGAAAAUGUCAUUCAAUUACUAUUGGUGCUUCUUAAUGUUUCUAUCAGAUUGUAUUCAGCUUUAUAUAUGAUUAUAUCAGAUUGCGAUGAAACGUUCAACUAUUGGGAGCCAUUGAAUAUGUUGACCAGAGGAUUUGGCAAAGAAACUUGGGAAUAUUCGCCUGAAUAUGCAAUUAGGUCUUAUGCUUAUUUGAUACCCUAUUAUAUAUUAUCAUAUCCCGUUAACUACUUGGUUGAGUUUUUGGGCCUCCCAUCGUAUUACGUGUUCUACUGGAUAAGAAUAGUUGCAUUGUGUGGAUUUACUUGCUUUACCGAGAUCCAUUUGUUCAACUCGAUUAAAGGAGCCUACAGUAAGAGAAUUGCUUACUGGUUUUUAUUUUUGACUUCAGUAGCACCUGGAAUGUCUCAUGCUGGGGUCGCGUUAUUGCCGUCUUCUUUUGCAAUGAACUGUGUUACCAUGGCUACUUCUGAUGCUUUAUCAAGCAUGACCAGGAAGAGAAGUACGUACUAUUCAAUAAGAACUUUUACGUGGUUUAUUUUGGCGGGCGUUGUUGGCUGGCCCUUUUCGAUGGCACUAGCAAUUCCAUAUGGUUUAUAUGUCCUUCUGUCACUUUCAUUUAGAGACAUCUUUUCGAUAAUUGGCGGAUCAUUGAUAUCCAUGGCCCUAAUAGUAUGCCUGACCUUAUUAAUAGACUCAUACUUUUAUCAAGAAGUGACAGUGGUUCCAUUGAACAUUGUGCUUUAUAAUGUUUUCGGAGGUGAAGGUGUUGGUCCUGAAAUAUUUGGCGUUGAGCCUUUUCUGUAUUAUGUAUUAAACCUAUUGUUGAAUUUCAACGCUAUAUCAAUAUUAGGUUACGUUGCAAUACUAUUGAAUGGUUUUUUUUACCACAGAAAUGCAUUUAAAAAGACAUUAAUUGGGUCAAGCUUGCCAUUGUUGAUAUGGUCAUUCAUAUUUGGCAUUCAGGCUCAUAAAGAAGAAAGGUUCCUUUAUCCAAUAUACCCCUUUAUCAUACUCAAUGCAUCAUUGUUGCUCUCAAAAUUACUACCCUUUAGCGUUCUAAUCGCUAAAAAAACAAUCGGAGGAAAAGUGAAUUCAAGUGUGUUGAGUAAGCUCGUCCAUGUUUUGUUUGCAUUUUUGAUUGGUAUGGUAUCAGUACUCCGCAUAAUUAAUUUAGUUGAGAAUUAUAGCGCCCCUUUGUAUACGUAUUCUGCUCUUAAUGGGUUGUCCAAGACUGAUGAGCUCACUAAUGUCUGCACUGGAAGAGAGUGGUAUCACUAUCCCAAUUCUUUUUUCAUGCCAGAUAACUACCGUUUGAGAUUUGUGAGAAGUGGAUUCGAUGGAUUGUUACCGGGAGAUUUCGAAGAGUGUGAGGGUAGCUGGAUAGAAGCUUCGUCUAGAAUUCCCCUCGACAUGAAUAAUAUGAACCAGUUUUCAGAAUCAAAGGUAAUCGAUUUCAAAAGCUGCGAUUAUUACAUUGAUAAUUCACAGUUAACUGAUGAUAAGGAGCCCAGUAUCAUAAAAAUAGAUGGCAAUAAAAAAUCGGUGAAGGAAGGAUGGACAAUAAAGACCUGUAAUAAAAUAAUUAACCCUAGUGGAAAAAGCUCUGUAUUGGGUAAGCAACUUUGGCUACCUGAGAUAAUUAGGAAAUUUGUACCCUACGAGAUUGAUUACAUGGACUUUUGCCUAUUGCAUAAAGAUAAGCCUUCAUUAUAG